This is a messenger RNA of Suricata suricatta (meerkat), 2041 nucleotides long. RefSeq names its product vesicle transport through interaction with t-SNAREs 1A (gene VTI1A). NCBI's taxonomy places the organism in Eukaryota, Metazoa, Chordata, Mammalia, Carnivora, Herpestidae. Gene Ontology annotation, biological process: intracellular protein transport; retrograde transport, endosome to Golgi; intra-Golgi vesicle-mediated transport. Gene Ontology annotation, molecular function: SNAP receptor activity; SNARE binding. Bases 359 to 925 code for a protein of 188 amino acids. Gene Ontology annotation, cellular component: late endosome membrane; Golgi apparatus; SNARE complex. The record is from RefSeq and is a predicted model, not a curated record. The transcript is spliced from 9 exons.
UGGCCCCGAGGGGCGAGGCUCGCGGGCUGUGAAACGUCUCUGAGGCGCGAGGUGGUUCGGGGACCCUCCCGGGGCGAAGGAGUCUGACUUGGUUGAGGGUAAAAGCAGAAUCCAGGCUGAGUUGUGGAGUGCCGUGCAAAGAGCCUCGGGUAUUGGAGCCUCCUGGGCUGGAAUCCGGACUCCACCGCCUUGUUACUUGUACAACCUUGGGAACGUUUCUCCGAGUCUUAGGUUUUUGUUCUAUUUUGUUUUUGUUUCGUUUGUAAAAUAGAGAUCUGAGUAUUACAAGAAAAUGAAUGAACGUACCUAGAUCGUGGGUCUGCAAUAUACAGUACCAUUGCGUUACGAGAAGAAGCAGAUGGUUGCCAAUGUGGAGAAGCAGCUCGAAGAAGCAAAAGAACUGCUGGAACAGAUGGAUCUGGAAGUCCGGGAGAUCCCGCCCCAGAGUCGAGGGAUGUACAGCAACAGGAUGCGCAGCUACAAGCAAGAAAUGGGCAAACUUGAAACAGAUUUUAAAAGGUCACGGAUCGCCUACAGUGACGAAGUACGGAAUGAGCUCCUAGGGGAUGAUGGGAAUUCCUCAGAGAACCAGUUGAUAAAAUUACGUGAAGAGAGGGCACAUCUGCUCGAUAACACAGAGAGGCUGGAAAGGUCAUCUCGGAGACUAGAGGCUGGAUACCAAAUAGCAGUGGAAACCGAACAAAUCGGCCAGGAAAUGUUGGAAAACCUCAGUCACGACAGAGAAAAGAUACAGCGAGCACGGGAACGACUUCGAGAAACUGAUGCUAACUUGGGGAAAAGCUCCAGGGUUCUGACAGGGAUGUUGCGAAGAAUCAUCCAGAACCGCAUCCUGGUCGUCAUCUUGGGCAUCAUCCUGGUUGUCACCAUCCUGACGGCGAUCACUUUAUCUGUCAGAAGACAGUGAUGGAUCCGCUCUUCCCCGAUAAAUCACAACAACGGCCUGUUCUGAGUAAUUAAGACAAAAUGGUCACAUGAAUCAUUCUUUUGCGCCGACAGGCCCUGAAUGACCCUCCCUCUUGUCACCACUGUUCAGCUGAAGCGCAAAGAGCGUAAAAAUAUUUUCUAUUCCUGCUUCUGUGUGGGUCAGUUUCCUUUUCUAGGUUUGUCUUCACCGGAUUUGUUUUUUGUAGGAGAAGGUGAAUGCUUAUUUGCCUUUUGGGAAUUUCAUCUACUAACCAAAACAGCCUUGGUGACUUUCUUCCUUGCCCUGUGCACAUGUCCAGGGGUCAUGGUUUGGGAUAGGGCAUGAUGAGUCAGCCAUGGGGCAUCUGAUGGGUUGUGCUGUUUGUCACACAUCUCUUGUCACCAAAUUGCCCUUCUGUGAUGUCCAAGGAUACAAGCGCAGAGAAAAACAGAGGCCAGAGCCAAUGACCUCUCCAACAAACCGGCCCCAUUUCUACCCAGACAUAAUGAAUAUAGUCUACCUGCCUGAGUGCUUUCAUUGUAAAGGUGGAUAUUUAAUGUCACUUGUGCAGGAAAUUGACUUAGCACUUUCUCUGUUUUUCUAUGCAUAUAUAUUGUUUUUUUACAGCCAAGAAUAUUUUUGCUGAGCCUGCCCAAGAUCCACUUUUCACAACUUUGAUUACCAGCUACGUGAAAUAUUUCCUUACCUUCCCCAAAUCCCACAGUCCCCAGAAUUUGCUGGCAAAGGGAGCCUUGGCAGGAUAUUUAAUUGUGACCUCCUCUCCCCUGACCUGUGUAAGCAUCUCUGUAUCCUUUCGGUUUUAAUAUCUGCACUGCCAAAAGCAGCUCUCAUACAUGCAAAAGGUCUGACAAGGCUCCCUCCACAUCCAUUCCAGUAUGUAAAGAGCACAUGAAUAUUUCAGGAAGAGCAAGAACAUGAGUCCGUCAGUGUGAAAUUUCAAAUGCGAUUAUAAAUAUGGCACUGAGUCCUAGAGGAUGAUCCACUAGAAAUAAACUUUGUGGAAAAUGGUCACUAACCUUCAAAAGAAUAAGGGGUUGCAGCGUGUUACAAAGGACGGCUUGGGUUCCUGAAAAAAAAAAAAAUGCUAGCACGGCC